AUGGGCUUCAGAGUCCACGCAGAGGUCGACGAAGCGAUGGGCUGGUUUGAAGCCAUCAGUAGCUAUACCGACAGUUCCCUUCCUGCAGGCCACGAUGUUGCGCCUGGGCUCGGCUGGCCUACGGAACUUGAGCAGAAGUGUCCGGAUUGGACAGAGGCCUUCAAGGGGAUACCACUGCGCGACACUAUCGGUCAACCAUCCAGACUCGUGCUUUUACAGUUCAGCGACGAGAUACACCCAGAGCAGCCUGUACAAUAUGCCGUGGUGCGUCCCGAGCAGCCGGUACAAUAUGCCGCCGUCUCAUAUGCUUGGGCUCAAUGCAAAAAGAUAGAGGAUAUAUUAUGCCGACUAAGGAUGUUAAUGGAGCCGGUCGGAUUGGUUUAUCUCUGGAUAGACCAGCUGUGCAUCGACCAAAAAUCAGAGUAUGAUAAAAGGGUCGAAGUCGGCAGGAUGGGAGAUUACUAUGCUCAGGCGGCGGUCACCUAUGUGAUGGUUCCUGAAUGGUCCCCUACGUUUACGUGGGAGCUGGCUGGUUUUAGAAUGAGCAGUCAGCAGGCUGCAAAGGCCUUUACAGAAGUCGAGGCAUUAGAAACCACUUCAUGGGCGUCAAGAGUAUGGACAAUGCAGGAGGCGAUGCUCUCCGGCAGGACCGUUUUCGUAGGACGAAGCCAGGCGAAGAGUGCAGCGGAACUGGCAAUCGCCUAUCGACUACAUUGUACAGAAGGAGGUGCGGACGCGCAUACAGUAUGGCGCAGGAUAGGACACCGCAGUGACGUGCGGGUCGAGCAGAGGAUUGCACGUGGCCAUAGGGUCGCGCUGGUCUCCGCUACUCACCUUUUGAAGGACAAUAUCGUACUGCCGGAAACAGGUGACAGUAUAAACCACCAGUUUCGCUUUCUUGACGACGUGUGGAGGAUAGCAGGGGCAAGAUAUUGCAGCGCAGAAGAAGACAGAGUAUAUGGGAUGCUGGGCCUGGUAUGGCGUGGUGAGACAGUGAAUGUGGAGUAUGGUAUAGGCUUUGAGGAGGCGGUACGGAGGGCCGCAGAGAAGGGCCUUAUCUCACCUGGCCUCCUCCUGGCACGAACUAAUUCUCAAAAACCGGGAAGAUGCUGGUGUCCCGCCCCCGGAACGGAGAGUCGACUCAGAGCUACCAAACGGAGGGUGGAAGACUUCGACGAGGCGCCGACGUUACACUUGACAGUAGAUGGACUGUGCAUUGUACAAGCGGCCAGGUUACGAAUGCCAAGCGAACCGGAGUUACCAAGCGAGUAUAGUUCCGAGGUAAUAUUUUGUAGAAACAUGGAAGGCGGCAGAGAUUUCAGAAUCAAGUUUGACUGUGGAGUACCGGAAGGCGAGGAAUGGGGAGGGGAUUGGCUGGCCGUGGUAGACUCUAGGGAUAUCUACGGCAGGCGUCGUUUGGACCGAGCCACCCUCAUCAAGUACGAAACCAAAGAAGGAGGAAUACUGGUCAAGUUGCAGGCUCUAGAAGCAAGUAUUUGGUUCCUUGAAAACGAGUACGUGAGAGAGUUCUUGCUUGGCUAG
Molecule: messenger RNA, 1542 nt
Organism: Pestalotiopsis fici W106-1
Lineage: Eukaryota; Fungi; Ascomycota; Sordariomycetes; Amphisphaeriales; Sporocadaceae
Exons: 1
Coding region: 1-1542 (513 amino acids)
Source: RefSeq, a predicted model, not a curated record